This is a messenger RNA of Saprolegnia diclina VS20, 846 nucleotides long. RefSeq lists its product as hypothetical. Gene Ontology annotation, cellular component: endoplasmic reticulum; SNARE complex. Gene Ontology annotation, biological process: retrograde vesicle-mediated transport, Golgi to endoplasmic reticulum. The transcript has 3 exons. The record is from RefSeq and is a predicted model, not a curated record. Lineage: Eukaryota; Oomycota; Saprolegniomycetes; Saprolegniales; Saprolegniaceae. The coding region runs from base 1 to 846 and encodes 281 amino acids. Gene Ontology annotation, molecular function: SNAP receptor activity.
AUGACGUCACAGCGCGUGAGCCAGCGGCGCCUGCUGACCGCGUCCCGGCGCUUCCUCACGUCGGCCUCUUGCGCCUCGAGCGAGGCCGUCGCCACGUACUGCCGCAAUGUCGAGUUUGCGCUCAAGCACAUGGAGCUGGAUCCGAGCCUGAGCUGCACGCCCGAGUACGACGAGCUUGUCGGCGUUCUUGGCGAUCUCCACGGUCUCUGCCCUCCCCAGUUUCGCCACGAGAACCAAAUCUUUCCGCCGCCAGACGUCCUGCGGCGACGACGCGUCCAGGCGGUCGAGCGCGCUGCCGAGCCGCCGACAAAGAGCCACGUGGACUCGAUCUUGUCGCAGCUGGAAGAGCACGUACAGAGUGGCUGGGACGCGCAGAACGUCAGCCUCAUGGACGACACCAACGAUCUCAUCGAGGACUUGGACGAUCUCCUUGGCGCCACGCCGCAUAUGCCGGAACAGCCGACGGCCUCGCUCAAGGACAUGCGCGAGAAGCUCGGCAUUGCGGGCACGAGAGGCGUGCGCGCCAGCGCCUCGGCCGAGCAGUCGAAAGAAGAGAAGGACGCGAUGGAGGCCGAGAUGUACCAAAUGACACAGCACUUGAAGGCGUACGCGCACAGCUACGACGAGUCGCUCCAAGACGACGCGGCGCUCAUCAACAGCGUUGCCGACCGCGCGCAGGCCAACUUGGCCAAGCUCGACUCGGAGAACGCGCGGCUCGAGGUGCAUUUGAACAACGGGCUCACGAUGUGGAAGAUGCUGCUGCUUCUCGCGCUCGUCUUUGUCGUCUUCCUCGGCAUGUAUAUCUUUAUGAAGCUCUUUGCGCACCGACGCUACCCGCUUUUUUAA